AUGGGCGAAGCCCGUAUCUCCAUGACCUCCCAUGGGCUAAAGGCCUGUCAGCUGCCCGUCCCUCCACUCCGACCUGUGAAAUGGAUGCAGGAUAUUCUGAAUGCGGUUUCCCGCCUGCCGGGAUGGCCGCCCGGUUUGCGUCUGUUCUUACUGCGGAGUGCAGUUGGUGCUUUGGUGACGGGGUUUAGCCCGCCUGCUUCGUGA
This is a messenger RNA of Penicillium psychrosexuale, 204 nucleotides long. RefSeq lists its product as uncharacterized. Lineage: Eukaryota; Fungi; Ascomycota; Eurotiomycetes; Eurotiales; Aspergillaceae. The transcript has 2 exons. The record is from RefSeq and is a predicted model, not a curated record. Bases 1 to 204 code for a protein of 67 amino acids.